This is a messenger RNA of Lichtheimia ornata, 1089 nucleotides long. RefSeq lists its product as uncharacterized. Gene Ontology annotation, molecular function: peroxidase activity; heme binding. The transcript has 5 exons. The coding region runs from base 1 to 1089 and encodes 362 amino acids. The record is from RefSeq and is a predicted model, not a curated record. Gene Ontology annotation, biological process: response to reactive oxygen species; hydrogen peroxide catabolic process; cellular response to oxidative stress. Lineage: Eukaryota; Fungi; Mucoromycota; Mucoromycetes; Mucorales; Lichtheimiaceae.
AUGUCAUUUACAAUUCGUCCUUUGGCAACUGGUUUGCCACGUUUUGGUUCACGCGUUCUCCUUGCCAACGCUGCUCGUCGUGCUCCUUUGACACAAUCAUCGGUUCGCGGCUAUACUACGGGUGGUGGUAGUACCAAGAAAUCCAGCAACAACACGCUUUUGUUUUUGGGUUUGGCCGCUCUUGGUGGCGCUGGUGGUUACUACUACCAUAAUAGCCAACAAGGUGUCAAGGUGUUGGAUAGCAGCAGCAAGAAAAAGAACAUUGACUACAAUCAAGUCUACAAGGAUAUUGCCGAGAUCCUCGAAGAUAAUGACUAUGACGAUGGAUCCUAUGGCCCUGUUCUUUUGCGCUUGGCAUGGCACGCCUCCGGUACCUAUGAUAAGGAUACCAAGACCGGUGGAAGCAAUGGCGCCACCAUGCGUUUUGAACCCGAGGCCACCCAUGGUGCCAACAAUGGUCUCAAGGUAGCACGCGAUCUUUUGGAAAAGAUUCAUGCCAAGUAUCCCGAGAUUAGCUAUGGUGACUUGUGGACUUUGGCUGGUGUUUGUGCCAUCCAAGAAUUGGGUGGUCCUACUAUUCCUUGGCGCCCUGGUCGUCAAGAUGCCUUGACGGCUGAAAGCUGCACACCUGAUGGUCGUCUUCCUGAUGCUGCACAAAAGGAAAAGCAUGCACGCGAUAUUUUCUACCGUAUGGGCUUCAAUGACCAAGAAAUUGUUGCCUUGGUAGGUGGUCAUGCCUUGGGUCGUUGCCAUCCCGACCGCAGUGGAUUUGAUGGUCCAUGGAUUGAGUCCCCUACUGUCUUCUCCAAUGAGUACUUUAAGGCCUUGACUGAACGCAAAUGGAUCAAAAAGGAACUUCCCAAUGGUGGUUGGCAAUACGUUGACAAGGCCAAUCCCGAUGUCAUGAUGUUGCCUAUUGAACUUGCCAUGUACGAAGACAAGGAAUUCAAAAAGUACUUUGAUGAAUAUGCCAAGGAUGAAGCCAAGUUCUUUGAAGACUUUAGCAAGGCAUUCAAGAAACUCAUUGAAUUGGGUGUGCCCUUCAAGGGUGAUGAAAAGGUUUAUGUUUUCCAAAAGACCACUGAAUAA